Messenger RNA from Trichogramma pretiosum, 8253 nucleotides. RefSeq lists its product as uncharacterized. The transcript is spliced from 13 exons. Gene Ontology annotation, molecular function: protein binding. Lineage: Eukaryota; Metazoa; Arthropoda; Insecta; Hymenoptera; Trichogrammatidae. The record is from RefSeq and is a predicted model, not a curated record. Bases 1178 to 6277 code for a protein of 1699 amino acids.
UUUCUGCACCGCUGCCCGAUUGACAGUGCAAGUAUCGAUGUAUAUAAUACACAUGUUUUAUGUAUAAUGCAUCGAUGUAUAUGCUAUAGUGGCUGCCGCGAAUCGGAUCGCGAGUGAUCGAGUGCCUCGAGAGAGGGAGAGAGAGUGGCCGAAGUACCCGUCGAUAAGCUUCUAAUUCGGCUUCGAGUUCAAUCGAUAUUAUUAGACACUUGUGAAAAUCACUUUUCUGGAUGCUGCAUCGAAGAUAGAGAGCGCCUACAUUACCUCGGAGAGAAGUUGAAGAAGUUUCGAAAAAAGCACUCGCAGCUCGCGCGUGUUUUCAACUAGAUCGCACACUUGCUGAUGCAGUAUUGAAUUUUCUCUGCUCUUGUAGGUCAAAAUACUUAUUACGAAAUUUAAACUUUUUUGCUUUUCUUUUUUUUACGAAACGAGCGUAAUCAAACGAAGCGUACGAGUUUGUAAAAUUUUUCCUCAAAGAUCGAAUGUCGUGCAACGCAUACGAAUCGAUCUCGUCGUCGAGCGGUGGACGAUGUAAAAAUAAAUAACACACAACACAUGACACACGCCGCAUAGAAUCGCAACAUAAUAAAGCCCGAGAAAUUUCGUCACCGCAUUGAGAGAAAAUUGAAUUGGUAAACAUAACAGCAAAAAUAUUCGUUAAAGCGAGCGAGAGGACGGACGGACGCUCUACGGUCGGUCGGUCGACUCGCGCGCGCGCGUUGAUACUUUGCCAAGUUCAACUCUUUGGGCUGCAAUGCCAGAGCUUUGCUCUCCUCUAAGCAAAGCUACACGCAUAACUUGUAUACGAGAACUUUUCAGCCUGAAUUCUCAGCACAGUCGUCAUGAAUUUCGUUACAGUUCAAACAACAAGGGCGGUAAAGACGACUUUUUUUGAAACUUUUGCGAUGAAUAUUGCUGCUGCUGCUGCACGUCGCACUGUCGAAUUCGAUUACAAGUCACAAAUAACGGCCUCUCCUUUGCACACGGAGUCUGACAAACACUAGAAGAGUACAGUGCAAAAGGUAGAAAGAGACAACUAGCGAGAGAGAGAGAGAGAGCAGAGGCAAAGAUUUUAAUUGCAUCCGCGCCUUUUCGCUAAUGCAUCUCGCUUCGGGGAACUCGACUGCUCGCGAAAGAUUAAAGGCCUCCGAGAGCUAGCAUCAUACAUAUAAAAGCCAUGCCUCAACUGCAGUGCCCUUUGAUCGUGACUGCGACUCGACGGUGCGUCGAUACCGAUUCGCCGCUCGACUCGACGCUGACCGCCGACGAGCCGGUCAUUCGGCUGAAACUCGACAAGCCCCCGCACUGGGAUUGGCAGCUCACAACGACCUCCGACGAUUUGCCGGUAAUUCAACUGCUCGACCGCGAGGGCAAACUCCUCGUCGAGACCACUGGACGCUGCGCCCAACGCGCCAGAGGUUCCUUCCGAGACGGCCUCAAGUCUCACGAGUCCUUUCCCCAGCCCACAGCGACAGCAGCAGCUGCUGCGUCUGUUAUCGUCAAGGACGAAAGCCCGAAAGUGGUCGUACCCAAGAGUUUUCAAGGCAAUCGUAAUUACGAAGGCUUCAGCACCAAGUAUGGCUCGGCUCUUUGUGGAUUUCCGACGCGUAAAUCGCACAGCGACGCGAACGUGUCGUCGUCCUCGUCCUCGGCCUGCGCCGCUACGAGACGCAAAAAAAUUCGUAAACACCAUUCGUCCAAUACGUCGGACUUUGACAUCCGCCGAUCCAACAGCAACAGCUCGACGACGAAAAAAGAAGUAGCCAAGAGGUACUCGAGCGUUAACGGCUCGCGUCAGCAGAUUUUCGAGGAUUCGCCACUGGAGCAGGUCAAAGAUAAAGUGGAGGGGCCGCUGUUGGGCCGAUGGGCGGCUCAACCGACCCGUCCUAAUGACGAUUAUACCGGGCAAAGAGUUGAUUUUCAUUUCGAUGGCAGUAUCAAUAACGCCAGAGACAAUGUAAUUGGGCCAUCGAUUAGCAGCGACGAAAAUGCCAAGAGAGACGAACUCGAAAUAAUCAAGAGGUUCUUGUGUAAGAAAAUGUCAGCAGAUAUGGAGUACGACAGGCAGUAUCGUAGAAACUUAUCCACUCCAACUCAGACGAGCGAUUUGGCGGGUAUAGAUGAAGUGGACGCACCAGUAACAAAGCCUGACGAAAUUUACAUGGGCAGUGCGCAAAGCAGUCACGAGACAGGUGCUAGAAAAAAUUAUAAAACGAGAAAAAUUCGCAGUGAAACCAACAUUGGAUAUCAUCGCGAAUUACCUGAAAUUCAAGAGUUCAAAGUUUUGAGUCCCUCGGAGAAAUUGAUUAAAAAAUACUCUGCGAAUGGAAAAAAACGUAAAUGUUAUCGAAAAACAAGGAGCGACGUGAUGGUAAACAAACAUCAGUCUAGAUCUGCGAGCUCUGAAAGAGAUACUCCGACGAAUAAAAAUUAUCCAACGCGUCGGAUUAAGAGUCAAGAUAAUUUCGACAGAUCGUGGCGCGAUUAUAAGGAGAAUCAUAAGCAGCUCCGCAGAGACGUCGAUCAAGUGGAAAUGGCCGAAGAGGAUUUUACGACGAAGCCGCGCUGGAAGGACCGAUGCGAGGGUAGAAAAUGUAAAAUUUGUGAAAACCUAAAAAGCAACAUCGAUCCGCUGAAAAAUCCUGAGGUCCUCGACGUUCAACGAGUUAAUGAGUCUUGGCUGGAAGAGCUCAAAAGCCCUUCCGCCAGUGACAGCUCCAAGUCAAGUGCCAGCAGUAGUUCGACGGUGAAAAUAAGUGAUACGGUUGAAAUGGUGAAUGGCAGUAGCAGCGUCGACUGCGUCGACGGACCCGCCGGAGUGUUUUACGAUUACGAAAACAAAACGAACGAAGAUAUUACAAAGGAUUACUUCAGGCGUGUUUACGAACUUUUACGUCGGCGAAAAGAGGAGGCGAAAACGCUCGCCGAGUGCGAAGAAGACACUUGCUCGUCGAAUAAUUUUGAAGAAGACGCUCGAGUGAAGAAGCGGAGGAGAAGAAAAAAAGCAGCGGAUAAAUCGAUGGAAGGAGAGAAAGUAGUAUUGGCAGUGGUGCAAGCUACGUCAACAGCAGGCCGCCGCGAAGCCUGGAAAUCGUCAAACGGCUGUAGACCGUGCAUCGGCAGUCAGGAGGGCUCGACACAGGCCAAACGAGCGCGUCACCCAGCGCCGAUCGUCAGUUCCGCCAGUAGUGGCGAGAGCAACAAGGAGAAUGAGGAAUCUCAAAAGAACGACGACCACGACGCCGGUGACGGUCACGACGUUCGCGACGACGACAACGACGACGACGACGAGCAGCUAGUCGUCUUGAAAAGCGACGACGACGAUCAGCUGACUGAGGAGACGAUCAUUAUGGGCGCCAAUCUCAGUCGGCACAAUGGCAAAGGCCUGAACGGUAGACGCGCCCAAUCGAGCGGAAGCUUGUGCAAUCCCGAGGGCAUAAGCGUUACCAAGUUCCUACAACCUUGUCCCAAACAUCAUAAGGAGCUUUAUAAAUUUUGCGGUUCACUGCCAAACCAUCUGGACGGCAAGGAUGCUUUGGACGAUGAAACGACCGAGAAUAACAACAUCAUUACGGACACUAUCAGCGGAAAUCUUGGUGGCACAUUGCCACACAAAAAGAGACUCAGUGAACAUUUCACGGGUGAAUCAACGAAUAACACAGAUCUUGUGAAGCAUCGAUCAGAGGAAUCACUCGACGACGAUAACCCUUGGAAAUAUCGUCUCGAGGGAGCGGAUCUCGAAAAAAAUCGCCAGGCCGAGCUGUUGCGCAAAAAGCGCGGUUCGGACGCGAGCAGUCACAGUUGCCAGCAUCAUCAUUUCUAUGAACGACGUCGAAAUUCGAGCACGCUAUCACAUCGUCGAGCGCAUCGGAGCGCCGAGCUCGACGUCAAUGGGACUCUACCAAAAACUAAACGACAAGAUUCAACCAAACGCAGUGCUCCGUCCCUUCGUGAAUUGGGCGACGGUCCCACCCGUGCGAGUCGUAUUUCAAUUGAUAAAAUCGAUGAUGAUUUGUUACUUAAAAUGGUGCACAAGUCCGGAUGUGAGCAUGCUAAACGACAGCAUCAACAUCAACAUCAGCAUCAGCACAAGCGCGGCCAUCCGCAUCAAGGAAAAUGCAUCGACUUGAAAUUACACAAGUUGACGACAGGUGGAGAACCACAGGAUCAAGGCUAUGCGUCUGAAAGAUCGCCGGAGGACGAGCACCCUCCAUCGUUGCCGGGGCAACCUUUUCCAGUUGUUACACCAGAGAGCACGUUCAGGGUAACUCUGCAGAAGAGCAGCCGCGGACUGGGUCUGAGCGUGUCGGGCGGCGCCACGGCCGGACCGGUGCGCGUCAAGCGGCUUUUCCCGCAGCAGCCGGCCGCUCUGUCCAACAAACUUCAGCCCGGUGACAUUCUCCUGGCCGCCAAUGGAACGCCCCUCACUGGACUCACCAACUACGAGGCAUUAGAGGUGCUACGUACGACGUCUAAUACCGUGGAACUGGUGGUCUGUCGUCUGCCUGGAGAAUCGGGGGCGAGCUCGCCGCCGGCAGCUGCACCGCCACCGCCGCCCACGCGUCGUGACAACAAUCCUGGGCUUACCUUAAAAAUACCGCUGAAUCCCCUGCCACCUCUGGACGUUGAGCCUUGUGGGGAAUUCGACAUUGAAAUGGAAAAAGUCCAAGGGAGCCUGGGCUUCACGCUGCGCAAGGCCGACAGCAGCGCCCUGGGCCACUACGUGCGAUCGCUGGUGCGCGAGCCGGCCCUGAGCGACGGCAGAAUUCAACCCGGUGAUAAGAUCGUCGCCGUGGACGACGCCCCGCUGUCGCCCAUGAGCCACGAGGAGGCCGUGGCUCUGCUGCGCAACUGCGGUCCGGUGGUGAAGCUGCGGCUCUAUCGGGACUUGGCUCAGACACCGGUAUCGGCGCUCUCGCCCACCGAAGCCGAUCACCCCUUCAGGCCGGGAAAAACCUGCUUGAGGCAAGAGGCGGUGGACAUGUUGUGCGAUUUGGCCGUAAGGAAAUUGUCGCCCGGCACGUCGAGUGGAUCCAGCGGUCAGCGUCAAUCAUCCGAGGGAUCGAGCAAUUCUCCUCGCAGACUGCGACGACCUCGCUCGUCCAAUACCGACGGUGACGAAGACGCGGUAGGAGUCAACGGCAGCAGCAGCAGCAGCGGACGUGCAACAACGAACUCGGCGAAUCGUAAUUCGCGCGCCUCGACGCUCAGCCAGGAGACCUCGGACUCGGAUCAAUGCUCGAUCAAGACGCAGAUCACGAACUCGCAGCCGGAAACACCCAUGGGCGCUACUUCUGGGGGAGCCGAGAGCUCGACCGACGCCGAGGCAGCGGCACAGCAGCAGCUCAUCUACGACAACUGCGACUCGAGCGACUCGUCGCUGGUCAUACCGCUGCCGCCGCGGCUCUCGCUGAUCCACCGGCCGGAUUAUCUCGAGCUGAGGCACGAGCACCAGCAGCGAUUCCGUUUCAGCGUCGACGACUCGGGCAGCGACUCGGGCCCGGUGAUCGUCACCGACAGCGACUGCGCCUCCAAUUACACGGCCCAGGACUAUCACGAUCAGGCGCUGCUGAGCAGCGACAACGACGCGCCCGACCUGGGCGGCAACGGCGAGCCGCAGUCCAUGCCGCCGCUGCUGAGCAGCGCCGCUAGCAGCACCAGCACCGCGUUCAGCUACAAGAACCCGGCCUAUCAGAGCGCCCAUCCGGCCUACGGGCUGGCCUCGACGUCCCAGGCGGCUGGUCACGCCAUGCACGUCGAUCACCAGCAGCAGGCGGCCCACCAUGCCACCAAGGCCAAGGGUAACGCCUACUCGAGUGAGCAUGAUAUUCCUGGCAAAGUCGUGGGAGGUGACGACCCAUUGGGGAGCAAAGGUUUGCUCAAAUGGAAAGGCGUCAUGUUCGCACCGAACGACGACGAAGUAGACGGACGCACCGACAAAUUGCAAAAUGAGCGAGAUGCUCGCGAAGCCGCAGCCUUGCGACGCUUUCAUGAACAAGGAUACGAGGUGUUCAUGGUCGAGCUAACGCGAGGUUGGAACAGUCGACUUGGCUUCAGCCUCAAGAGCGACGGCAAAAAUACCGUAAUUUCCGUGGUGCAUCCCACCAGCGUAGCUUACAAAGACGGCAGGUUACGACAAGGAGAUAUCCUGCUCAUGGUUAACGAAGAAAGUGUGCAGCAUAUGUCGACGCCCGACAUCAUCGCUUUGAUGCGCAAAAUGCGAGGAUCCGUCGGUAUCACCGUACUCAGAAAGAAGCCCGACGACGAGGACUCGUGAUGUUAGGACACGCGAGUGCCGGACGACGGCACUCGAAAAAAAAAUUCACAAAAUAAAUAUUACGUUUAAUUGCGAUAACGUGGAUUUUUUAAAUCCAAAAACACAAAGUAAUGACUCAAAAACUUUGUAAAACGAAAACUAAAUUAAAAUUAAUAAUAGACUGAUAUCGUUUGAAGCAAUAACGAAAAAAUUACUCGUAUUCAAUUGUUCGAAAAUUUGUACAUAUAUUUAAUAUUAUAAAAUUAACACAACUCAUUUGAAAGGAUAUCAAUCGAGUUGACUUGAAUACGAAAUAUUGAUGUCAUAAACGUAAAUUCGAACUAUUACCAUCAAUGUCGAGUGCCUAGAUGCAUUAUUUCAAUGACGUAUGAUCUGUAAUGCAUAACAUCGUGGAACGAUGUGCUCAAAGCAUCCACGACAUUAAUAUAUUGUAAAUACACAGAUGUAUAAUUAAUUUUUCUUCGUGCACGUAUACGACAAAACUAUGUGCGGUGAUUAUAUUAUCUCGCGAGAGCGAAGUGUGCAACAUAUGUGACAUUCGGCCGAAUAAUCAAUAGGCUAAUCAAAAAUAAAUUAUUAGCAAUCAAGAGUCAUAAAGUGAGCAUGAUUAUUCUAGUUAAUGAAGCUAGUAUGAACGUAAAUGUAGAACAAGUGUUUGGAACAUAUAUGAGACAUUUUGCGUCAAGUCUCGGAGUGCAUUGGGAUACUUUUUCGCGAAAAAGAAAUUCAUCAAUUCGCUUAUAGAUAACGUAUGGACAUUGCGCUACGAAAUUUAACAUAAAAUGGCUCAUCACAUACAUACAAUUAUGUAUACCUGAGUCACUAAAUGCCAAUCUGUAUAAUAAUCUUGUGAAAUUUCUGAAGCGAGAUUUUAAUGUUAUUUUUGAAAAUAUAACAUCUAAGCUAAUUAUAUAACUAAGUCAUUGAUACGUGGAAACGAGAUGGAAUCGACUUUUAUAAAGUGAAAAUUGUUUAAACACCGACUUUGAUCGGUGCUUUAUUUUUAUAGAGUAACACUUCUCGUUUGAAUCGUUAAUCGUUGCGUGCGUGAAAAGUCACGAUUUUGAAAUAAUUUUUUAUCGCUACUUUUAAAUACUCUUUUCAUACAAUCAUUAGAGUCACCGUUAGAUAAUAAAAUCAUACGACAUAUCACUGAUUAAAUACCCAACUCUGAAAAUUUUUUUGUUUGCAAUCGUUUGAAUGGUAUAAAGAGCCUCAAGAAACUAUACAACAAUUCUAAAAAAAUAUUGUCUAAUAAUUCUGCACUUGGGAAUCUCACCCAUAAAUACUAUACAAAAUUACUUCACCAUAAUAAAGUAGAGUCUGAUAUGAUAAAAUUAUCGCCCAAUAAUUAUAAACAAUAUAUCAAAUGUCAAGCAUCUUAAUCCCUCAAAUUAUGUAAAGAAGAAAAGAGAGUAUCGAAGCGAGCGACUAUUCAAAAGGAAGCGGAUUCGCGUUGAGUCUGUCUACUAAAAGAACAUAUACACUUCAGAAAUGAUUUGACGAAAGUUCAUGAAACAAGUUUCGUACGAGUGCAUGAAUUCAACUAAAUGGUAAAACAUUUACGACGAUAUAAUCUUAAUGGAAGUCUAAUGUGUAUAACUUUAUACAAUACUAAGCAUACAUAUUGAAUGUGAUAGUUAUCUGAUAAAAGAGUCGUUGUAUAGAGAUUAAUAAUUAAAUAAGAUGCUCUAUCGAAUGUUACUGUACCGAUUUAGCAAAGAAGAAAAUAUCUAUUAUAAUUAAAUUUGAUUUAUUAUUAAUAUACCAAAGUGCAAGAGUAUGUAAAUAAUGAGAUAAUCAAAGACAAUUAAUAAAUUUCGUGAGAUUCGAAACGAAAAUCCAAUAAUUUUAUCGAUAACGUAUUAUUCAAUAAAUGCUCUAGCUUCAUUUUUUUUUAAUCAUAGUGGCAUAAAUAACCUUUAUGUCAUAUUGCAAUGUUAUAUCCAAUAUCGAAUAAAGUUCAUCGUCUUUCG